This is a messenger RNA of Didymella exigua CBS 183.55, 801 nucleotides long. RefSeq lists its product as uncharacterized. The record is from RefSeq and is a predicted model, not a curated record. The transcript is spliced from 2 exons. NCBI's taxonomy places the organism in Eukaryota, Fungi, Ascomycota, Dothideomycetes, Pleosporales, Didymellaceae. Bases 1 to 801 code for a protein of 266 amino acids.
AUGUCUGGCGCAACAGCACGCGGCACAUCUGCGCGAGAAGUCGACGAAGAAACCCCGCUGCUCGGCCGAGUCGCGAAAAACUCGGACAAGUCAAACCUCACCAGGCACUUCAAGCAGGAUGUCAGCCGCAAUUGGGCGGACGCAGUGUUGUUGUUUGGCUACAUAGUCACGGGACUACUGGACAGCUCGGCUGUAUUCAUCUGGGGUAGUUUCGUAAGCAUGCAAACGGGAAACACUGUGUAUCUCGGUCUGGGAAUCAUCGCUCCCCAUGAAGACAUCCGAUGGAUCAAGGCGCUGACUUCUAUUGUCUCGUUCUGUCUCGGCUCAUUCUUCUUUGCACGCUUUCAUCGCUACUACUCGCCCAAGAAGCGCUGGGUGCUGAUUGCAAGCUACUCUGCGCAGUUGCUCCUUAUUGUCGUAGCGGCAGUCAUCGUCACAGUUGGAGACGAUGUUAAAAACCAGUUGCACUGGCAAGUCCUGGUUCCUCUGGCUUCUGUCGCGUUCCAGUCGAGCGGACAGGCGGUGACGUCACGUGCGCUGCAGUUCAACGGUCUGACCAGUGUCGUGCUGACAAGCAAUUACUGCGAUCUCUUCUCUGACCCUAAGCUGUUUGCUUGGGACAAUAUCGAGAGGAACAGGAGGAUAGGCGCGCCUUUACUGCUACUUCUCGGUGCAUGCAUGGGAGGUCUCUGGGCACACAGCGGUGUCGGUCUUGCAGGCGCCCUAUGGACUGCGGUUGGGCUCAAGACAUUGAUCGUAAUCACUUGGAUAUUCUGGACGGGAGAGAAGGAUGAGGAGUAG